This is a messenger RNA of Penicillium crustosum, 3312 nucleotides long. RefSeq names its product ABC-type transporter fsqE (gene fmpD). The record is from RefSeq and is a predicted model, not a curated record. The transcript has 5 exons. Bases 1 to 3312 code for a protein of 1103 amino acids. Gene Ontology annotation, molecular function: ATP hydrolysis activity; ABC-type transporter activity; ATP binding. NCBI's taxonomy places the organism in Eukaryota, Fungi, Ascomycota, Eurotiomycetes, Eurotiales, Aspergillaceae. Gene Ontology annotation, cellular component: membrane. Gene Ontology annotation, biological process: transmembrane transport.
AUGUCCGACAUGGGCAUUCUCCAAGAAGCCAUAACAAGCAAGACUUCAACCAUGCUGAGCGCUAUUGCUACCUUCUGUGCGGCCUUUAUCGUUGCAUUUGUUAUGUACUGGAAGAUGGCUCUGAUACUCAGUCCAUUCUUCGUGGCCAUGCUCCUAAUAUUCUCUGUUGGUGGCUCCUAUGCUGUCAAGCAUCAAAAGCAAUCACGAGAUCUCUACAGUCACGCAGCUGGCAUUCCCGAAGAAGCAUUCGGUGCUAUUAGACAAGUAGCGGCCUUUGGAAUGCAGAAUUUCGUGCAAAAGCGCUAUUCUUUGGGCUUGGGUCAAGCCGCAAAGACGGAGAGGAAAGCACACAAUAUUGUGGCGGGGCUUAUCGCAUCGAUGAAUGCGAUGCCAACUCUGAUCUAUGCGCUUUCUUUCUGGGCUGGCUCCAUCUUCCUAGUGAGAGGCGAGAUUUCUGUCUCUGAUAUCACCACAAUAACACUAGCGGUAACGAUUGGCAUAUUUGCCAUCAUCAGGAUCGCACCCUCCCUCCAGGCACUAACCUCGGGGUUUGCAAUUACGGGCUCGUUACUAGAGACCAUUGCUAGAAGAUCACCUCAAGAUCCUUUGGUUGCAGAUGGUCAGAAGAUAACCAGUUUAGUGGGCGACAUACAUUUCGAUUGUGUGAAUCUUUUCUACCCAUCGAGAGACCAUGUCAAAGUUCUGGAUAAUGUCACUUUUAGCAUCCCCGCAAACAAGAAAACAGCCAUAGUUGGUCCUUCUGGUGGAGGCAAAAGUAGCAUCUUUGGCCUCCUGGAACGGUUCUAUGAGCCUACACAUGGGAAUAUUACUGUCGACGGGCAAGAUAUCAGCACCCUCAACCUGCGCUGGUUGCGGCAACAGAUAGGCUUAGUGGAUCAGGAUCCAAUUCUUCUCGACGCGUCUAUACUCCACAACAUCUACUAUGGAUGUGAAUGUGCGAAUAAUGAAGAGUCCGACAGCGUGCGGUUUAAAAGGGUUGUUGACGCUGCCCAGAGGGCUAACGCCCAUGAUUUUAUCAUGGCAUUACCCGAGGCCUAUCAGACUAGAGUGGGCGAAAAGGGGCUUCAACUUUCGGGUGGUGAACGGCAAAGGAUUGCUAUUGCUCGCGCUAUUAUUCAUGAUCCCAGAAUCCUUCUGUUGGAUGAAGCCACGUCUGCCUUAGACACAUCAUCAGAGAGAGCGGUCCAAACAGCCAUAGACACCGCGACCGAGAAGCGCACAACUGUUAUUAUUGCUCACAGGUUGUCCACCAUCAUAAAUUCUGAUUUAAUUAUUGUACUAGCCCAUGGUCGGGUUUUGGACCAAGGGACUCACAAUGAGCUCAUGGCUCGAAAUGGUAUCUACGCCGAGCUGAUUGAGAAGCAACAAAUCAAGAAACACACCCACAAUCCGUCAACCUCAUUGCACUCUGACAAUGAUGAGGGUGAUUUUAUGCGAGUUAAUACGUCGUGCUACGGCGAUAAGUCCAAGGAUGAAAAGGCCGGAGCAUCUUCCACUGUUCAGCAGAAAGACAGGCCCGAGGAAGAAACAUUCCAUAACCCAGGGACAAAGGGUGCAUUGUCAUUCAUUUUUUUCAUGAGUAUCCCUGACUGGAAGCCUUUACUUUUUGGUCUUGCAUUUGCUAUACUUGCCGGAUUGGAAAUCCCAGCGCAAUCCAUAUUUUUCGCAAAGAUACUCACCAUCAUCGGGCUACCACAGACCAAAUAUACUGAAUUGAGACAAGGAGUAAACCUGUGGACCGGUCUCUAUGUCGCCCUUGCUGGGACGGGAUUCAUACUUUGGCUAGGUCUUGGGGUGAGUCUGUCGUACGCAACGCAGAGACUAUGCCGGCGGGUUCGUGAAGCCUGUUGCCGUCGGAUCACAGACCAAGACAUGGCUUUCUUCGAUGAAGCUAAAAACUCCCGAGGUGCGCUGUCAAGCAUACUUUCAAAAAGCACCGAUGAUCUUGCUGGGAUGGGAGGCCCAGUCCUUGGGGGAAUCCUUACAUUCAUUUCCACCAUUGUGGGAGGCAUAGCAGUCUCAUUAGCUAUAGGCUGGAAACUGGCCCUUGUUUGCACAGCAACGAUACCUGUUGUUGCAAAGCGGGGUGGAUUCGGCCCAUAUGCAGGACAAGUAGUUCGCUGUAUGCAAACUGUGGCUUCAUUUGGACUUGAAGACCAAGUUCUCUCACUUUAUGAUGGAUUCCUAGGUACACAGGCAGCGAAUUCUCUCAACUCCAUCCUCAUUACCUCGGCGCUCUACGCUGCAUCACAAUCUGUUGUAUAUCUUUGCGCCGCCCUUGCCUUCUGGUACGGCGGUACCCUGAUAUCAGAUGGUGAAUACUCUGAAUUCCAGGUCUAUGUGUGUUUUGUUAGUCUCAUAUCUGGCUCCCAAAUCGCUGGAUCGAUCUUCACUUUUGCGCCUGAUGCCGGAAAAGCCAUACAUGCUGCCAAAGAGCUUCAAAAUAUCAUGGAGCUCCGCAACCCCGAGGACGAAAUUCGGUUACCACUAGCAGAUUCUAGGCCCUCGGAGCUGAAGCGAACAGAACAUGAGCUUCUUGAAGGUAGUGACGCUUUUCAAGUGACGUUUACGGACGUGUCAUUCGCCUAUCCCCUGAGGCCAAAUAAGAAUGCCCUGCACAAUUUCACAAUCACCAUUGAUCCUGGACAGACGCUGGCAUUGGUUGGUCAGAGUGGAAGCGGGAAGAGUACAUGCCUUGCCCUGCUCUCACGGUUCUACAGAUUUCACCAUGGCCAGAUUCUGGUUGAUGGCCAUGAUAUACGUAAUCUGGAUUUGAAUGCUUAUCGAUCAACACUUUCUCUUAUAACCCAAGAGCCAACCAUUUUCUCUGGCACGAUGAGAGAAAAUAUCGCUGUCGGUUUAGUAAGACAAGAAGUCAGCGACGAUGAUAUUCUGACUGCAUGCACACAAGCCAAUAUACUUGAUUUCGUUCAAUCGCUUCCUGAUGGGUUAUCGUCGACAGUGGGAACCGGGGGCAGUAUGCUCAGCGGAGGGCAGAAACAACGCAUUGCUGUCGCCCGUGCAUUUCUGCGCAAGUCUAAGCUUCUCCUACUCGAUGAAGCUACAUCGUCGCUGGAUAGCGAGUCAGAGACUGCCGUACAGAGGGCUAUUGAUGCUGUCAAAAAGGAUCGUACUACGAUUAUGGUAGCUCACCGUUUGAGCACAGUCAUGAAUGCCGACGUGAUUUGUGUGAUGCAAGAAGGGCAUAUAGCCGAGGUUGGCAGUCCUCGGCAGCUUAUAGCCAAACGCGGGCUUUUCUGGGAAAUGACUAGAAUGCAGAGUCUUGAUUGA